Molecule: messenger RNA, 2691 nt
Organism: Periconia digitata
Lineage: Eukaryota; Fungi; Ascomycota; Dothideomycetes; Pleosporales; Periconiaceae
Source: the annotation of a GenBank genome assembly
UUCGUUUGGCUCGCUUAGCUCGGCCGGCGGCAGCCACUCGUUCUGCUCUUCUUCAUAUACACACGCCGACUCCCUCUCACGUCCUCGCCCUCGUCACCCUCCCCCGCGUGGUCCCUUUGUUUCCUUUUCGCCUUUGCGCGUUGAUCCAUUCGUUUUCUGGCUUUGCUUUGGCUUCACCCCCAUCGCAUUGUUCUCCACUGUCGUUUUCUUUCCCCUCCAGCCUGGCUUGCCUGCUUCCCUCCCUCUCUCCCUAUAUACUUACUCUCUUCUCCGGCCCUUCUCCCGUCCAUCUUCAGCCACUUCACCACUUUCGCUACCCGUCUACGCAUAUCAUCCCAAUCGCAAUCUUCAAAAACUGCUGUUCCGUCGCUUGGCUGUUUGAUACUUUCUAUCCGUCUUCACUUCACCUGGUCCACUUUGUGCAGAGCAUACCUGGCUGGGUCACGUUACCUUCAACUCGCAACUUCACAACGACUACUCCUUCACCUGGAUUGUUCGCAUUCAUCCUAUUGUGCCAACGUCCUUUGUUUGUCCUGCUUCACAAUAACAGCUACGCGCAUUGUUCUGUGAUGCAUUCUCGGUGACCGCACAACCCGCAUUGUUUCUUCCCUGCCCUUUGUCAAGAACAAACUGCAUUCCGCCGCAGCUCCGCUAUUAUCUCUCUUCUUUUCCUCGCUCGUUGCGCAAACCACCAAAGAAGCAAAAGAAAAACAUAAUAGCACCUGGCUGUGCUGACUCGGACAACAACUUCAACCCACAUCUGUCGUCCCCGCCCAGCGCCCAAACACAACAACAACCACCCUCCCCGAUCCAAUUAUAGAUAUACACAUGUUCCCUUCCCCCCUUUCAAGGCGGGAGGAGCCAUCGACUGCGGCCAACAACAAUGUCAUUGCUCGUGGAGCUGCCGAACUGACCGGCUGGGAUGCUGGUCUCUUCGACUCGCUCCGCUUCUCCCACGGCCUCACCGGUGUCGACCAAGAUGGCAACUACCUCUGGGUCGAUGUUUUCCUCACCAUGCUCGGCGCUAUCGGCUUGAUCCUUCUGAUUAUGCGCGUUACUCAUAUGCUUUGGAACCACAUGCGCCAUCUGACCGCCAUGGGCCAUCCCGAGAAGCAGCUCUACUGGGCUGAGAACCGCUCCGCUAUCUGGCCCUGGAUCUACCGCCACAUCAUGAUGGCUCCCCUGCACAAACUCAAACACAAUGCUGGAUUCCAGAUUUCCGCCGCCAUCGAUAAUGGAACCCUCCCCGGUCGCUUGCACUUCAUCAUGCUCGUCAUCUAUGGAGCCCUCAACAUCGCUUGGUGCCUUGCCCUUCCAUGGAAAGAGUCGGGUGAAUCCAUCGUUGCUGCGCUGCGUGGCCGUACCGGAACCUUGGCCGCCCUCAACCUGAUCCCCACCAUCCUGUUCGCCCUCCGCAGCAACCCCCUGAUCUCGCUGCUCCAGGUCUCGUACGAUGACUUCAACCUGUUCCACCGCUGGGGCGGCCGCAUCACCAUCGUCGAGGCUCUCAUCCACACCGCAUGCUGGCUCCACAAUACCGUUCACGGAGGCGGUUUCGAGGCUGUCUCGAAAGGCCUCACCAUGGAGGCAUCUUACGGCUGGGGCAUGGUCGGUACCAUUGCUUUCACCAUGAUUCUCCUCCAGUCUCCCUCGCCCAUCCGCCACGCCUUUUACGAGACAUUCAUCAACGUCCACCGUCUGAUGGUCUGGGCCGCCCUCUUGGGUCUCUACCUCCAUCUCCAAAGGCACUUGCUCCCCCAGCUUCCCUGGAUGUACCUCCUCUUCAUUUUCUACGGCGGCGAGUUACUCAUGCGCGGCCUCUACAUUGGCUACUACAACUUCCGCCUCACAAAGACCUCACGCGUCAAAGUCGAAGCCCUCCCCGGAGAAGCCUGCCGCCUCACCAUCGACCUCGUCCGUGACUGGCAUCCCAAACCAGGCUGCCACGUGCAUAUUUAUAUGCCCGCCCUCGCGCUCUGGUCCUCUCACCCCUUCUCCGUCGCCUGGGCCGAAACCGAGACCACGUCGUCCAAAGCCCUCACAGAAGCCUGUCUCGAAAGCGGCGCCCCCUCACCGCAUGCUACAAAAACCACCCGCCAAAUCAGCCUCGUCUGCCGCGCCCGCACAGGCUUCACGCGCAAAAUGUACGAAAAAGCAUGCCAAUCCUCAACAGGCUCCGCCUUCGAGACCUUCGGCUUCAUCGAAGGACCCUACGGCGGCCAUCACAGUCUCGACUCCUUUGGCACCGCUGUCCUCUUCGCGGGAGGUGUCGGAAUAACGCACCAAGUCAUGUACGUCAAGCACCUCGUCGAAGGCGCGCACCGCGGCACCACCGCAACCCGUCGUAUUCUCCUCUGCUGGACCAUUCCCGACGCACAAUCCCUCGAAUGGGUCCGCCCGUGGAUGGAUCAGAUCCUUCGUCUACCCGGUCGCAAACAGGUCCUCCGCAUCAAGCUCUUCAUCUCGCGCCCCAAAGGCCCCAUUCAAAAUCGCGCAGGUGACUCCGUCGUCAUGUACGCCGGCCGCUGCAACGCCGCCACUGAGAUUGAGAAUGAGUUCAGACAUCGCGUCGGCGCCAUGGCAGUCACCGUGUGCGGAUCUGGCGGUAUGGCGGAUUCGGUGCGCGCUGCAACGCGCUCGUGGGUCGAGGAGGGCAGCGUCGAGUUCAUUGAAGAGGCGUUUACGUUUUAA